GGGGGGGUGGGGGGGUGUAUCUGACCAUCAUGUAUGGAAGGGCGGCGAAGCCCCUUGUCGCAGAAACCAGGAGCCUUGGGUUCCCGGAGGCCAGGACCAGCUGCCGGGGCAGGGGGGUGUCACUCUGUCCAGCCCCGCCUGCCCUCGCUUUGCCUUGGGUUGAUUCCCAGAGAGGCUCCAUGGUGGGCCCCCUUGGCAUGUGUGCCUGGUGAGCGCUGGGACACGGAGCAGGGGGAUCCUCCAUGUGGCUGGGACUCUGUCCUCUGGCUUCUCAUGCCCCCUCUUCUCCAGGCAGGGCCACAGGGCAUGAGGAGCCAUGAGGCAGGGUGAGUGCUUCCUCUGGACUGGAGGGUGAAGGGGCUGGGUGUGGCUGGGGGCAACACUUCCUCCUCUGGCGAGGGCUGCACCCUAACUCUGUGGAGGAGGCCUGGUUGGGUCUGUGUGGGCACACUGAGGACACUCGGGAGGAUGUCAGGAUGGUUCCUGAUCCCUACCCCGCCCCCCACGUUGAGCCCAGGGCUCCUUUCCUCCUGGAUGCGGCCACACAUCCAGCCGUGGGCUGCGGGGUGGGGACGGCAGUGCUUGUCCUGGCACGUCUCCCCUGGGUGAGUGGUGGUGGGUGAGGACACCCUCUUCGCCAGGCUGAGCUGAGGCCGAAGUGGCUUUCAGGUGUGGGGUGGGGUUUUUCAGACUGGAUGUUCUGUCCCUUGGAGGACAGGUCCCCGAGGUUGUUGGCACUGGGGAGGCUGUGAGGGCAGGAAGAGGACCAGCGGUCAGGAGCCCAGAGGUGCUCGCCAUCUCCCUGCCUCACGGAAGCCCUGCAUCCCCACCUGCGGGGGGCACGGGGAAGGGGGUGCCCACCUCAGUGCCCACCUGGCCGGCCGCAGACAGAAGGGCUGUCCUUACCUCACACCUGGCCACACCUGCGUUGGCUUUUGGGCUCUUGGCUCUGUGCUGCCCCAGCCCUUCCCCUGUCCUGAUGCUCAGGGCCUGAGCCGCCCCAAGCCAAGCCUGCUAUUGAGGUCUCCCCGGGGCAGGGCCCCUCGGGGUGAAUGAGGGCAUCGGUCCUCCCUUCCUGGGGUUUGGCUCCUGCCCACGGGUCAGAUGGUGGAAAUCACAGUCUGUGAGAGGCUGUAGCUCAGCUCUGCGCACAUCUGUCUUAGACCUCUGGGCCCCCUUACUCUCUAGGCUCCCCCUCCUACCCUCCCCGGCCUGCCCCGCUGGUGCUCAGACUGAGGCUGGGGCUCCGAGGGAAAGUGAGUCGGGCUGGGGGGCCUGGGGCGACCCCUUGAGGAGGGGCGGGGACCCCGUCUGGAGCCGGCAGCCUCGGGUGGAGGCCUCCCCUCCUCCGUUGCUCCCAGGGGCCGCCCAGCAGCCGCAGCUCCAACCACAACAUCCUUCGGGGUUUGGCCUUCAGAGCUGAGGCGGAUGACCCCCAAAUAGCCCUGGCAGACUCCCCCGUGACCCGCCCGCACUGUUGCCUCUGGGGCGCAGCCCAGAGAGUAUAAAACAGCGCCGGAGGCUGGGAGAGGCAGAAGAGCGCGUCCUGAGCAGCUGCCGACAGACACACCAUGAGGCCCCUCCUGCCCCUCGCCCUGCUGGCCCUGGUCGCGCUCUGCCUCGCAGGCCGGGCAGAUGCAAAGCCCAGUGGUGCGGAGUCUGGCAAAGGCGCAGCCUUCGUGUCCAAGCAGGAGGGCAGCGAGGUGGUGAAGAGACUCAGGCGCUACCUGGAUGGCUGGCUGGGAGCCCCAGCCCCCUACCCAGAUCCACUGGAGUCCAGGAGGGAGGUGUGCGAGCUCAACCCAGACUGUGACGAGCUGGCCGACCACAUCGGCUUCCAGGAGGCCUAUCGGCGCUUCUACGGCACAUUCUAGAGCUCACCGCCCUGCUGGCCUGGCUGGCAGCCCCCAGCUCUGGCUCCUUUCCAGGACCCCUCCCCUCGCCCUGACCUCCCUGCCCAGCAAGUGUGAGAUCCCCGUCAUCCCAGCUGCUCCAGAAUAAACUCCAGAA
This is a messenger RNA of Hippopotamus amphibius kiboko, 2010 nucleotides long. RefSeq names its product bone gamma-carboxyglutamate protein (gene BGLAP). Gene Ontology annotation, molecular function: calcium ion binding; structural constituent of bone; hydroxyapatite binding. Gene Ontology annotation, biological process: bone development; response to vitamin K; regulation of cellular response to insulin stimulus. The transcript is spliced from 4 exons. The record is from RefSeq and is a predicted model, not a curated record. Gene Ontology annotation, cellular component: extracellular region. The coding region runs from base 1572 to 1874 and encodes 100 amino acids. Lineage: Eukaryota; Metazoa; Chordata; Mammalia; Artiodactyla; Hippopotamidae.